AUUCGAACAUUGGGGGGGGGGGGGCAGGCAACGUUAUCUGUGAGUUCUCCCCACGAGAGAACGAGUCUUCUUCAGAAAACGUUUUGUGGACUUGUUGUCAGUCGCGCUAUUGUGAGGAUGGAGUCGGAGUCAUAAUGUAAUGGCGGCCGACUCCGGCUCAGUGACGUCACUCACGUCAUCGGCCGCGAAGCCGAGUUGCUGCAUUGCGGCGGGCGCAGGGGAACGGCCAGGUGCGGGAUCCGGCCCGUGUCAAUGGCAUUUGACGCACAUCCGGAGCCGGAGCCCAUCUCAGCUGAUUUUGGGCGACAUUUCGACUCAUUCAAACACUUUCGCUGAUUAAAGCGUUGAUGUCAGCUGGCCAUGUCCACCAUGGUGUACCCUCGCGAAGAAGCCCUGGAGCGUCUGAGCCAGGACGAGAUCGUGGUCAACACCAAGGCCGUCGUGCAGGGCUUGGAGACGCUGCGCGGCGAGCACGCGCAGCUCCUCGACUCGCUCCUCGACUGCGCCCAGCCGUCCGCCGCGCGGGAAAAGUCCGCCGCGCUCCGCAAGAGCAUGGAGGCCAUUGAGCUGGGCUUGGGAGAAGCUCAAGUGAUCGUCGCCCUGUCGGGCCACCUGAGCGCCGUCGAGUCGGAGAAGCAGAAGCUGCGCGCUCAAGUGCGCCGCCUGUGCCAGGAGAACCAGUGGCUGCGCGACGAGCUGGCGGCCACGCAGCGCAAGCUGCAGCGCAGCGAGCAGAGCGUGGCGCAGCUGGAGGAGGAGAAGAAGCACCUGGAGUUCAUGAACCAGAUCAAGAAGCUGGACGACGACGACGACGACGACGACGACGUCGCCGCCUCGCCCUCGGCGGAGAAGGACCGAAGCUCGGGCGGGGAGGCGGCCAAGGACGGCCUGGACGACUUGUUCCCCAACGACGACGAGCACGGGGCGGCUCGGCCGAGCGGCGAGGCGGCGGCGCGGCGGGGCGGUUACGAAAUCCCCGCCCGCCUCAGGACGCUCCACAACCUGGUGAUCCAGUACGCCUCGCAGGGCCGCUACGAGGUGGCCGUGCCGCUGUGCAAGCAGGCCUUGGAGGACCUGGAGAAGACGUCGGGGCACGAUCACCCCGACGUGGCCACCAUGCUCAACAUCCUGGCUCUGGUCUACAGGGACCAGAACAAGUACAAAGAAGCGGCGCACCUCCUCAAUGACGCCCUCGCCAUCCGAGAGAAGACGCUGGGCAAGGACCACCCGGCGGUGGCGGCCACCCUCAACAACCUGGCCGUCCUCUACGGCAAGAGGGGCAAGUACAAGGAGGCGGAGCCUCUGUGCAAGCGGGCGCUGGAGAUCCGGGAGAAGGUGUUGGGCAGGUACCACCCCGACGUGGCCAAGCAGCUCAACAACCUGGCGCUGCUGUGCCAGAACCAGGCCAAGUACGCCGAGGUGGAGUACUACUACCGCCGCGCGUUGGAGAUCUACCAGUCCAAGCUGGGCGCCGACGACCCCAACGUGGCCAAGACCAAAAACAACCUGGCGACGUGCUACCUGAAGCGGGGCAAGUUCAAGGACGCCGAGGCGCUCUACAAAGACAUCCUGACCCGAGCGCACGAGCGCGACUUCGGCUCCGUCGACGAUGACAACAAGCCCAUCUGGAUGCACGCCGAGGAGCGAGAAGAGAGCAAGGGCAAGCGCGAGGAGGCGGGGCCGUACGUGGAGUACGGGAGCUGGUACAAGGCGUGCAAGGUGGACAGCCCCACGGUCAACGCCACCCUCAAGAGUCUGGGCGCCCUGUACCGCCGCCAGGGCAAACUGGAGGCGGCCGAGACGCUGGAGGAGUGCGCCAGCAAGUCCCGCAAGCAGGGCUUUGACGCCGUCGAUCGAAGCAAGGUGGUGGAGCUCCUCAAGGACGGAGGAGGAGAGCGCCGACACAGCAGGGAAGGAGGGAACGGCCCCGGGGCGCCGAGGGGCGACGGCGAGGCCGACGACUCCGGCGAGUGGAACGGGGACGGAAACGGCUCCCUCCGCCGGAGCGGCUCCUUCGGGAAGAUCCGCGACGCCCUGAGGAGGAGCAGCGAGAUGCUGGUGAAAAAGCUGCAGGGCAGCGGCCCGCAAGAACCGCGCAACCCGGGAAUGAAGAGAGCGAGCUCCCUCAACUUCCUGAACAAGAGCGCCGAGGAGACCGCGCAGGACGCUAACUCGGGCCUGUCGGACUGUCGGGGACUCAGCGCCAGCGACGUGGACCUGACGAGACGCGACUCCCUCAUCGGCUAGAUGCGGUCGGGCGCCCGACCGCGCACUUAGUUUUUGGUUUUUGUUUGGUUUUUGUCAGACACGGCGUCGCUGUCGUACGUUCCCACUCGGCGUGCGAAAAAGCCAACGCCUCGUGACGCUGACGUACCCGCGACGCGUCUUUCACCACUUCGCUGCGAUUCGUCGCUCGCUCCCCGUCGCGUGACGCUGGACGCCGUCCCUUCCCGUGAUUGGCUGUUGAGAACACGGCCGUGGCUUGGGGCCAGAACGGGAAGUGCCGGUUCGCGUCCAGAUUUAGCAGCUCCAUGAAUGUCGCACAAUUGAAUCCGAUUGUAUUAGUUCUUCUAGCGGGAGCACCGUUGUCCGACAUGUUGCCGCCAAUCGACAAAUGCACUUGAAGGCGCUUCAAUAAAUUAUUCAACACGUA
Phycodurus eques (leafy seadragon) is the source of this 2653-nucleotide messenger RNA. It is a transcript of the gene klc2, whose product is annotated as kinesin light chain 2. Lineage: Eukaryota; Metazoa; Chordata; Actinopteri; Syngnathiformes; Syngnathidae. Bases 361 to 2247 code for a protein of 628 amino acids. The transcript has 14 exons. Gene Ontology annotation, biological process: microtubule-based movement. Gene Ontology annotation, cellular component: cytoplasm; membrane-bounded organelle; kinesin complex. The record is from RefSeq and is a predicted model, not a curated record. Gene Ontology annotation, molecular function: kinesin binding.